Sporothrix schenckii 1099-18 is the source of this 594-nucleotide messenger RNA. RefSeq names its product HIT domain protein. NCBI's taxonomy places the organism in Eukaryota, Fungi, Ascomycota, Sordariomycetes, Ophiostomatales, Ophiostomataceae. The transcript has a single exon. Gene Ontology annotation, molecular function: catalytic activity. Gene Ontology annotation, biological process: nucleotide metabolic process. The record is from RefSeq and is a predicted model, not a curated record. Bases 1 to 594 code for a protein of 197 amino acids.
AUGACUUUUGGAUACACGACCGAACCACCACAAGACGCCGAAAGUUGCUCGUUUUGCAAUAUUGCAGCAUGCUACACCCCUUUUGAUCCACGAAAGCCACCGCCAAGCACUGGUGUUGUUCUGAACCCGUCAAGGACGUCUCCAAAUGCAGAAACGUAUAUUGUGCUGUCAACACCUCUUGUGAUAGCUUUUCUGGAUAUUGCGCCUUUGGCCGAGGGUCAUCUAUUGCUUUGCCCUCGAAAGCACCGCGAGAAGCUGACCUCGCUUGAUGAUUCCGAAGCUAGAGAACUUGGUCGGUGGUUACGUAUCAUGUCGAAGGCACUUAUGCGUGCAGUUGGCGUUGAUGACUGGAAUGUAGUUCAAAACAACGGCGCUGCAGCGGCUCAAAUUGUUCCCCAUAUGCACUUCCAUAUCAUCCCGCGGCCAGAUAUUCGGCGCCAAGGACGAUGGAGCGAAAGAUUUACCAUGUUCGGCCGUGGCCAGAGAACAGACCUGGAUGAACAGGAAGGCAUGCGACUAGCAGAGAAAGUUCGUUCUAACCUUGCACGGGUCUUGUGCGAGGAAAAAGCUAGUGAUGGAAUCUCGCGGCUAUAG